AUGCGCUGUGCGGCGCGAGCCUCGACUCAUUCAAAGACACGUACACCGAGAAGAGGAAAAUACACACAGUUGUGAAUCGCGUUUUCUCUUUUACUCCCRGUGCUACACUUCGUUUCAGUUUCGGACAAAAAUCAGUCGUUUUUUAUUUUAUCGGAGCUCGAUGGCACGAGGAGAAGGCGCGGAGCCGUACGCUGCAACUUUACUGACUGUUAAACCUAACACGGAUAUAAAGCCUGUAAAGAAGCCCAAAGCMCGCAGGAAAGGCCUGUCUGUGUGGAAUAAACUCUGCUAUGCCUUCGGAGGAGCUCCUUAUCAAAUUACGGGCAGCGCUCUGGGCUUCUUCCUCCAGAUUUACCUGCUCGAUGUCGCACAGCUGGACCCCUUCUACGCCUCCAUCAUCCUGUUCACGGGCAGGGCGUGGGACGCCGUCACGGACCCAACUGUGGGGUUCCUGGUGAGCCGGAGCAGAUGGACCCGCUUCGGCCGCAUGAUGCCCUGGAUCCUUGGCUCCACUCCGUUCGCAGUUCUAACGUACUUCCUGAUCUGGUACGUUCCUUCGUUYGAGGAAGGGAAGGUCAUCUGGUACCUGGUUUUUUACUGCCUCUUCCAGUCAAUGCAGACGUGUUUUCAUGUGCCAUAUUCAGCCCUCACCAUGUUUAUCAGCAACAACCAGAAAGAGCGCGACUCCGCCACCGCCUACCGUAUGAUGGUGGAGGUGCUGGGGAUGGUUCUGGGCACCGCAAUCCAGGGUCAGAUAGUCGGCGGCGCCUCCAGUUGUCCCGCUGAGCUCAACAACACGAACAGCUCCGACUCCACRACAGACCCAGCGACAGUUUCGCUGGACGAGACGAAACGAGCGUACAUGGUCGCCUCGGGGGUCAUCUGCUUCAUCUACGUCUUGUGUGCUUUAGUUGUGUUUUUUGGUGUGAAGGAGCAAAAAGAGAGCGAGCGGGAAACCUCGGAGCCGCUCACCUUCACUCAGGGCCUGUGGAUCGUCGUGAGUCACAGACCGUACAUCAAACUGGUCGUGGGUUUUCUCUUCACAUCUCUGGGCUUCAUGUUACUGGAGGGGAACUUCGCUCUCUUCAUCACCUACGCUCUGGGCCACAGGGAGGACUACCAGAACAUUCUGCUGGUCAUCAUGCUGUCUGGGACUCUGACCAUCCCGUGGUGGCAGUGGUUUCUGACCCAGUUUGGAAAGAAGAUGGCGACUUACUGGGGCACCUUGUGGGCAGUGCCCUUCAUGAUCAUUAUCGUCUCCGUCGAGAGCAACCUGGUCCUUUCCUACCUGGUGGCGGUGGCGGCGGGCGUGAGCGUGGCAGCAGCCUUCCUCCUGCCUUGGUCGAUGCUCCCCGACGCCGUGGACGACUUCAAGGUUAACAAUCCGAACGUCUGCGGACACGAAGCUCUCUUCUACUCGUUCUACGUGUUCUUCAUCAAGUUCGCCUCUGGACUGUCCCUGGGGAUUUCCACUCUCAGCUUAAAAUUUGCUGGGUACGUGACUGGUGAAUGCUCCCAACCUGAGGCGGUCAGUUUGACCCUGAAGGUGCUGGUCUCCCCUGUUCCCAUAGUCCUGAUCAUUGUGGGGCUCCUGAUUCUAAGGACCUACCCCAUCGAUGAGGAGAGGAGGAAGGACAACCGCAAACUGCUCCAGGAGUUACUAGAUUCUGAGUCUGAAACAUCAGAUCUUGGGAGCAGCGUAUAACAGACACUUUGCACGUUUUUUUUCUUGACCAGCAACGGGCCAACACAGCUUCCUCAUCAGCAURAACAUGCCUAUAGAGAGCCACUAGAGGGUUAUGGCGCCCUCUAGUGGCAAGUCUGUGCAUCAAGUAUUUUUUUGUUGCCUUUACCACCAKUUGUGUCCUAAAGGCCCUGUCGCACCGUAACGUUUUAGACAAGUCGGCUUCUGACGGGUAUAUAUUUGAUCCAGUUGUAAGCAUUAUAAUACGCCUAGGUCCAAAAGAGGCUUCCAAUAGAUUUAUUUUAAAUUCCAUCAUCAGCUUAGACAUCUUUGGUGUUGGACAAACUUUUCAUAAAUUGGCAUAAGUGGUCUAAAAUGUUAUAUUGUGACAGGGCCUUAAAUAGAUGAAUAUUGUUUAGAAUUUUGUAAAGACUUGACUGCAAAACCAUUUUUUCACUUUGUAAAACAAAUCUAUCAUUGUUUCAGUGAAACGUGGCAAAAAUUGUCCAUAUCUCCACCUCACCUUUUUUUUUUUGCCAAAGAUUUUCUUGUUUACGGAGAUGUUACGGAAGGUUUCAGCUUUUGGUUUUUGGUAGAAAUAUCCUCCUUAGAUCCAAAGCUUGGUUACAAACUCGAAUUUUGUCUCGUCGUGUCUAUUAAAGUAUUUAUUUUCUGGUUUACGCCACUCGAGCACCCAAGGAGCGUGAUGUUACCUUUGGUGUUUCCAAUGAGAGAUUCACUCUGAGGAUAUCAGCUUUUACUUACAGGACACAUAAAACACUCGUACUGACUAUGGAGCUUUGUCAACAAUGUCUACCUUCAUUUUUACUGAACAUUUAAUGAAGGCGUAAACUUGAGUACUUGAAUUUUCUGAAGGUUGUUUUUGUAGAAUAAGUACUGAACUAUUUAAAUCACUGCCUUACAAAAAUGUAUUUAUUAUUGCCAAAAGAUUUUUUUUCUGUUGAACUUGAACUCCAAAUACUUUUUGUUGUUUUUGAGAAUUAUUUCCUUUCUCCACUUUUUCAGCUUUAAUGUUUGUUGAUUUCUGUGAAGUAAAAAAAAAAAAAAAAACUAAAUGUGCUUUUAUGCAGUCAGUUCAUGCAGCCCAUUGUCACUUCCAAAGAGGGGAAACUAUUUAACUAUUUAUUUAAACAUGCAGUCCAAGGGAUUACAAUUCAAAAACUUACAUAAUUUAUUGAACAAUGUUUAAUAACAGUACCAGCCAGUAGUUCCCACUCAUAUUCUGAAAAGAUUUUACGAUCUGUGUUUUUUGUCUUGUAGUUUUCCUUUUGAAGGGGUUUGAAGUUGAACUGUUUAAACUCUCCACUGCAUCUCUGUGGUUCUCAAUGCUGCUGUUUGUAUAAACUGUAAAUACUUUUUCAAAAGGUUGAUGUUAAAUAUGUAAAUCUGUGCGCAGAUAAAAUAAAAAUGAUUUGUAAAAAUUGUCAUUUAUGUCAAGAAAUAAACUUUGUUGAAA
Messenger RNA from Austrofundulus limnaeus, 3161 nucleotides. RefSeq names its product sodium-dependent lysophosphatidylcholine symporter 1-B. Gene Ontology annotation, biological process: fatty acid transport; carbohydrate transport; lipid transport across blood-brain barrier. The transcript is spliced from 14 exons. Gene Ontology annotation, molecular function: fatty acid transmembrane transporter activity; lysophospholipid:sodium symporter activity. The coding region runs from base 161 to 1705 and encodes 514 amino acids. Lineage: Eukaryota; Metazoa; Chordata; Actinopteri; Cyprinodontiformes; Rivulidae. Gene Ontology annotation, cellular component: plasma membrane. The record is from RefSeq and is a predicted model, not a curated record.